AUGAUGUUCCCAGCUUGCUUUGCCCGGCCGAAAGACUACAGAAUGUUCAGCAACUUCUACGAGCACCACAAACCGUACGAGUUCAAGCUCCCUCCCUUUGCGCAAAGAGAAGGAUUCCCCCACUCCAUCGAGUGCUGGUUCUCCGAGGCCGCCAUCAUGGCCAUAAAAGCUGCUCUGUUCAACGACAAGGAGACCUUUGAUAAGAUCGUGCGGGCCCAGCGACCUGGCCAAGCCAAGGCCCUUGGUCGAGAGGUCCGCAACUUUGAUGACUGCCUGUGGCAGAAGCACUUGGAGGAGACUGCCUACGAGGUCGUCGUUCAGAAGUUCAGAUCCAGUCCGCUGUUAGCGACGAAGCUGCUGAAGACUGGCAACGCCAUCAUUGUGGAGGCGGCACCGGAUGAUCGGAUUUGGGGCGUAGGCCUGUCCACGAGCGACCCUCGUGUCUACGACCGCACGCAGUGGCAGGGUCGGAACGUCCUCGGCUUCGCGCUGAUGAAGGCGCGCGAAGCGCUGCGCUCCUCGCCCGCUGCACCUGCGGAUGCUGAGGAGGCUGCUGCCCCUGAAGCCGACAGUUCGAAGAAGAGGUCGAGGUGGGGCUCCAAGAAGGAGGAGCCAAAGGCGGCGCCGAAGGCGGCGACGAAGGCGGCGCCCAAGGCAGCGCCGAAGGCGGCCGCAGCAGAGCCUGCAGCCGCGGCAGAGCCAGAAGCUGUACCAGGGAAAGAAACCUUCGACUGCUUCGCCGUCCUGGACUUCGAGGCGACGUGCGAGAAUAAUGCGAAGAUCGACCCUCAGGAGAUCAUCGAAUUUCCUUUGGUCCUCGUGGAUGCCGCGACGCUGGAGCGUGUGGACGAGUUCCGUACGUACGUGCGUCCUGAGUGGCAUCCCGAGCUGACGCAGUUCUGCAAGGACUUCACAGGCAUCCAGCAAACCGAUGUCAGUGCGGCUCCCUCUUGGCGUGAGGCCUUGCCGAAGGUCCAGGCGUGGUGGAAGGAGAGCCUCGAGACGAGGUCCUACACCAGGUGUCUGCUGGUCACCUGUGGCGACUGGGACCUGCGGCAGAUGCUGCCAAGCCAGUGCAAGCUGCACAACGAGGCAGUGCCUGCAGAGUUCAUGCGCUGGCUGAACGUCAAGAACCUCUUCGAAAAGGUCACCGGCAAGGAGAAGACAGGCAUGGAUGGCAUGCUGAAGGCCUUAGGCCUUCCUCUGGAAGGUCGCCACCACUGUGGGCUGGAUGACUGCAGAAACAUCGCGAGCAUCCUCAAGGAGCUCCUGCAAGUUUCACUUAUCUCCGAAGCCAUGACAGACCCAGCGCGUGGAAGCAAGGAACAGUUCCAAGCAGCCUUCCAACAGCAAAGGGAGUUCUACGCUGGCAGAACGGAGAUCUGUACAGUACAGGGGGCGUUCUUUGAGGAGCACAGUCGCAAGAGGCGUGAGCCCCCCACGCCGGUCGCCUCAGGGCUGACCACACCGCAGGAGGGCACCCCAGUUCCGACAGACGGCCCGGUGAGUGGAUUGGUGGUACCAACCCUUCUGGAAGAUGAAACGGCCUUCCAAGUCACAGCCGGUGAGUUGGGCGCAGAUGUGAACAACCCGCAAUCGGUGCAGCAGGUUUUGGCCGCUCCUGUCCACACCGCCAAGGACGUGUUGCGCAUCGUUCGUGGGUACCACAAGGCAGUGGUGCGUCCUGAAAUGUACGGCCUCGUGCUGCAGCUGGAAAGUGCGUUGCUCAAGGUGAACGACGCAGUCUUUAGCUGUCGCCGUGAACUGGCCUUCAUGACGGCAGACAAUCGCUCGGAGCAGAAGAGGUCGUGCGGCUUGCUACUGGUCACAACUGGCUGGCCCAACGGUCUCAAGCCGGAGCAACGUGAGUUCAUGAUCGGCUGGAUGAUUGAGCAGCUCCCAGAGGCACAGAAUUUCCUGCGCAACCGUGGGUUCCUUCGCGAGGAUGCCGACCACACCGCCCAGCACGCGCAGAUGUGGUUCAAUAUCCUCAACACGGACCCUACCACGGUACCCCAGGGUACCUUCUGGAGUGGAAUGACGAUGCUGCACUUCAAAUCCUGGGACCUUCGGCAGGCAUUUUUAAAGCGGUAUGGAGGGCAGGGUGGAACCCCUCUCUACACCGCCCCCACGGUGCCAAUCACCGGCAAGCACGUCCGCGUCUCACCUUGUUCACCUCAGUGGCAGCGAAAACUAGAGAUGCCACUGAGGGUCGUCAUUUCGGUGCUGAAUGCACACCCUGAAACACAGGGAAAGAGGCUCAUCAUCCUUUGGAAAAGCCUCACAAUUAUGGAGCCAGUCGAGGGUCCGGACUUUAAACCCGACCACACCGCCUGGUGUCGGCUUUUUUACGAGGAAGCCGAAGGCUCCUUUCAGGCCCGGUUGGAGACGGCCACACCGCUGACCCGUAUCAUGCACUCUCCUCCUACCACGGUGGGGUGUAAGGAGGAGACGCUUUUUGCAGAACACUGGAAUACGGUGAUCUGGGGCACGCAAUUCGAGUUGGAUGAAAUGGAGCGUAUCGCUUACCGGCAGGCCAAGAAUGAUGGCCACACCGCCGGAAAAGGGACCUUUGUGGGAAAAUCCCGCAAGCAUUGGUCCAAUGUAGUGCUCCACAACUCCUAUUUCUCGCCGUACCCUUUUGAGCUCCAGCACAACGCAGUGGAGCAAGUUGCGUUCGUCUGGGACGAACUUUGUCAAAAGAUGGGCGUCCCAGAACAACAGGUGGGCGACAUUGCAGCCGCCACCUACCAAGGGAAGCCCGUCGCACCCGACGCCGCUAGCCACACCGCCGCGGCAGAGGACGUAGAGAUGGAACGUUCCGAGAACCCUUUUGCAAAGGCCCCACCGCCCACAAGCAAGGGCGCAGGCAAGCAAGGCCACACCGCCUGA
Messenger RNA from Symbiodinium natans, 2892 nucleotides. The record is from the annotation of a GenBank genome assembly. NCBI's taxonomy places the organism in Eukaryota, Dinophyceae, Suessiales, Symbiodiniaceae.